AAACAGGAAUCUGCUGCGGAAUUGUUCCUGGGGUCAGUUUACUGGGUUUGUUGAUUAAUUUAACUGAUAAUAUUGGGGACAUAACUGCAACUAAAGAUUUAUUGAAGCUUCAAGAAGACCAUUGUUUUAAACGGGUUUCUCUCGCUCUUUCCCUGGAAGCUGCAGCAUGUUUGACAGUCUGGAGUCCCGGCUGGCUCGCUCCAGUGGGGAGCUGUGGUCUGAGAUCUGCUCCGGCCUACCUGCCCCCGAGGGGGAGGGGGUGUUCGCUGACUCCUUCCAACCCCAGCAGGGAUCGCUGCCUGGCAGCAACAGCAGUGGGGUACACAACAGCGCCCCCCGCAGCCCCUGGGCACCCAUGGCAGACUCCGAGGUGUAUCUAGCCAGUCUAGAGAACCGGCUGCGCAGGAUCAAGGGCCAGUCACAGGAAGUGACCUCACGAGACAUGCUGCGCACGCUCUCCCAGGCCAAGAAGGAAUGCUGGGAAAGAUUCCUCCAGGAGGCUUCGGAGUCUGAGCUGUUCAUGGACGGGAGCGAGGUGGACCAGAGUGCUGUGGAGCAGCUGAAGCGCUGGCUGCAGCCAGAGAAGGUGGCGAUCAGCGCUGAGGAGCUGCAGGCCCUGCUGCAGCCCAAGAGAGGAGGCUCGGAGGAGGGGGGUUCUAGCGGGGAGAGAGGGGAGGAGGAGGAGGGUGAAGGUGAAGUAGAGAGUCUGGGGGCUGAGAAAUAGACCCAUUCGUACCUGCUGUUCUUGCCCUCUCCAUGCUACUGUACCGUUCAUACUGGCUGUGCUUGUCCUUUCAGCAUUACUGUAACCUGGUCAGGCAAUCUCAUCAUUAAAAACAACCAUCUCCCAA
Molecule: messenger RNA, 851 nt
Organism: Polyodon spathula (Mississippi paddlefish)
Lineage: Eukaryota; Metazoa; Chordata; Actinopteri; Acipenseriformes; Polyodontidae
Gene: ccdc32
Product: coiled-coil domain containing 32
Exons: 4
Coding region: 167-724 (185 amino acids)
Biological process (GO): cilium organization
Source: RefSeq, a predicted model, not a curated record